Molecule: messenger RNA, 2424 nt
Organism: Cladophialophora carrionii CBS 160.54
Lineage: Eukaryota; Fungi; Ascomycota; Eurotiomycetes; Chaetothyriales; Herpotrichiellaceae
Exons: 2
Coding region: 1-2424 (807 amino acids)
Source: RefSeq, a predicted model, not a curated record
AUGGAGCCAUUACCUCCUGAUGACUCCAGUGUCGAAACUGGGUGUUCGGCAAGUACGACGACCUCUCCGAUCACACCAGGUACAGGGAAUAUUGGUUCCUGCUCCUCGCGCUCAGAUUCCCGACAAUUCCCAAAUGCCCUGCCAGCCCAGAUUAGCCUUGCGCAACAUCAUCACGCCCACCCACACCCAGGCUGUAUCUUACCAUCAUCCAUACCAACCCCUGGACAUGCCAAUAAAGACCAAGAAGCUCGAAACCAUCUACAGCUCAUCCCUCGCGUGUCUGCGGCUGACACUCAGUCGGAUGGAGAGGUCGAAGAAAUCAGGACAACUCCACUGUUCACCCACAAAGUCAGAAUGGUAAUGGAGAAUGGGAGGGGACCAUUGGCAGCUGCCGGGUCCGCCAGCGAUAUAUUCCAGCAGUACGGUCUCCUUGGGGUUCGUGAAAGAACCUACGGUUCCCGACAUCCAGAUAUGUCCAACACACUCUCGGUGGAACAAAAUCUGGUCUAUGCAAACAUGAACGCUCCUUGGUCCGUAUACAUCUGUGGCUCCCAGGGAACGGGAAAAAGCCACUCUCUGUCAUGCCUGCUGGAGAACUCCCUCCUGACAUCGUCUCUUGCUGGAAACAAUCCAAACCCACUGGCAGGAUUGGUCUUCCAUUAUGACAGAUUUACGAGUUACGAGAGCACCCAGCUUUGCGAGGCGGCAUAUCUGUGUUCUGCGGGCGUCCAGGUACGCGUCCUCGUAUCUCCCAGCAAUGUUCAUGCCAUGCGAAAGCUUUACAGACACUUACCAGGCUUGCCUGCCGCCACGCCACGGCCCGAAGUCAUACCCUUAUAUUUCCAGGAGCACCAGCUCAACGUCUCGCGGUUGAUGACACUGAUGGCUGCCAACGGAGAGAAGGGUGUCCCAUUAUACAUGGAAGUCCUUUUCAAGAUCCUCCGCGACAUGUCCACUGAAAACAAGGGUGAAGGCCGUCUGGACUACCUCGACUUCAAACAGCGGCUGGCAAGACAGGCAUUUAGUGCUCAGCAGAGAACUCCCCUAGAGAUGCGCCUUGCGUUAUUGGAGUCGUUUCUCGCCCAUAAGCAGCAAUCAGAACGAUCCACGGCUCGUCUGAACCGUCUCUUCAAUUCUGCUCAAGGAACGCUCACCAUCGUUGAUCUGAGCUGUCCAUUUGUCAACGAAAACGAUGCCUGUGCUCUUUUUACGAUCUGCUUGUCACUGUUCAUGGAACAUCGGGGCGAUUGUGGCCGGAUCAUCGCGCUUGAUGAAGCACAUAAGUUCUUGACCCAGUCGGGAGAGGCCGAGAAACUCACUGAGCAGCUAACAUCUAUUGUCCGCCAACAACGACAUCUCGGAACGCGGAUCAUCAUUGCUACACAGGAACCUACACUGGCUCCCAGCCUCCUUGAUCUUUGCAAUGUCUCGAUUGUUCAUCGGUUCAAUUCUCCAGCUUGGUUCGAGGUCCUACGUCGACAUUUAGCCGGUGCUCAUCUUUGCCACGACCAUAGAGACCCAGCGCUCUUCGAGAUGAUCAUCGGUUUGAAGACCGGUCAAGCCUUGGUGUUCUGUCCCUCUGCCAUGCUAGACGCCUCAGCCGAAGAGGGAGUUCGUCGUCUCAAUGAUGCUUUCAUUCGGAUACAGAUUCGGAACCGAGUGACCGCUGACGGAGGGAGGAGCAUUCUGGCCUCCGACGACAUACAGAGAAUAGAGAGAGAAGAUAUCCCUAUGGAAGAGCUUAUCGUGCCUUUCAGUGCCGCUCCGCGUUCUCUAAAGGCAGUGGCCGCGCCGGAACGGUUUACAUCGUAUCAUCAGAAUCAUGAUUCUGUGGACGCAUCCAGCUCAGCGGUUACGAAUGAUACAGGUACUCAACCGUCACUUCGCGACAACAAGGCAAGGUUGAUGUCAGAGGACCAGGAUGAGGAAUUCGUCGACACCUUGAGCUCAGCAGGCACGGACGAUACACACCCGCCAGUUACCAACAAUGCAGCGCGAAGUCCCUCCACUAUCAAUGACCAUGGUCCGGAGCGGCGGUAUCCCUUACGAACAUCUCGCCCCCGAGCAAUCAUGGCUUCCCCAGUACCAGCAGUGGCAGAGCCAGACCCGCAGGCUGUGGCCUCAGCUUCGCGUCCGCGUCUAGCCCCCGCUUCGGCUCCAGCGAAGUCCGUCACAACGCGAUCCAGAACGAAUAUCAGCCAAGACGUGGCCAGCGUACAUGUGCAGGACGCGAUAACGGCUCUCCUAAAGGAUAGACCCAACACCCUCAAAUUUACGGCGGUUCGUGAACAAGCCGCCAGGUCUGCCGGCCUGCCAGAGGGAUUCUUUACAAGCACAGAGAUCUGGACAAGGUGGUCCAGAUGCAAGAUCCGCGAGCUAGUGGUCAGUAUCUUUCUCUAUGUUCGACUAGCUUCUGUAAGCUAA